GUGUCCGGGGCUACUGUCAUAUGCACAACGUCACGUCCUGGCCUCAGAGUCCGGUGUCUGCCCCUCUCUUCACCCUCACUAAGGGAGGUCCUCGCCAGCAGGAGUUGUCGUGGAAACGCGGCGGUGCUGCGACUGUUUGUCUGGGUCUUGUUGCCAGGCGGUGUCCGCUGCGUUGCCAGGUCGCGUCAGUGGCACCAGCUUCCGAUGCACCCAAGAUGGAGGAGAGAAUAAGAAGCCUUUGUCUGGCAUCCACCCUUAUGGGAGAGUGCCCUGAGCUUUUCUAUCUCCCAAAUAAACAGCUAGACUCAGAGAUGACUCUAGAUGCCAACAGACCAUCUCACUCCAUUCCAAGUUCUGCCGAGUCCAGAACCUCACAAGGAGACGCAGCCCAGGCUGCUCUACACAGUUUAGUUGCAGGAGUUCCCCUGACGCGCCCUUCCACGCGACCACCACCCACCUAUCUAGCCUUGCUGCACUCUCCAACCAGGCCUUCUGAUCUCCUCUCUGUUUACCAGUAUACUCAGUUGGACUUCUUUAUGGGGUGCCCAGCCUAUGGCUCCUUCUCCCCACAUACCUUAAUCUUUGAUCAUCUGGCCAACACCCUAGCAUCCUCCCUCCUGCCUAGCCUUGCUUCUCCUGCAUCGGCCCUGGGAACCCUUCUGCCCGAGUCUUCCUCAAGCAGAUCCCAUUUAUCUCUAGAUCUGACAUGGUUGGCCCUGCUCACUGGCUGCUGGCUGAAGCCUGUGGGCAGGGUAUCAAAAGGAUCACCAUGUGCUAGUGCUCUGGCUAUUGAGCGGGUACAGUUCGGGCUGGCCGGAGCCCAGGGUGCCAGGUGUGGGCAGCCCUUUUUCCCAGGCCAGACUGACUGCGGGGGUGGGCUCCAGGCCAUCAGCUGCUGGUUUGGAGAGACUGGAAUUCCAGGCGGUUCUUCCUGGGCUUUGGUUCCAGGAAGCAGACACUGGGCACAGGGCAGGCCUCAGGGAAGGCAGGGGGCAGGGUACCCCAUCUGACCAGAUAAUAGGUCCCCGGUAGAGAAUGCAGUCUUACUGAGAGAAGGGUGGCUAAGGACCCUGUUUCCACUGUCUAUGGCUCCCUUCCUGGCUAUGAUGUGUACUUCUGGAAAAGGAGGAAUCUAAUUGCUGUCCGCCUAAGCCUGAGGCAUAAGGCCUGAAGGGUGGAGGAACCUGUCUGUGAAGCAAUGUUCAAUGCCUUCUGACUGUGGUCAACCAUCCCUGCAGACCUACCCUAAGGCCAGAUCUUGUGCCAGACGGGGGGG
Molecule: messenger RNA, 1276 nt
Organism: Mus musculus (house mouse)
Lineage: Eukaryota; Metazoa; Chordata; Mammalia; Rodentia; Muridae
Product: predicted gene, 30599
Exons: 2
Coding region: 21-1010 (329 amino acids)
Source: RefSeq, a predicted model, not a curated record